This is a messenger RNA of Mus musculus (house mouse), 1430 nucleotides long. RefSeq names its product leukocyte immunoglobulin-like receptor, subfamily B, member 4B (gene Lilrb4b). Bases 326 to 976 code for a protein of 216 amino acids. The transcript is spliced from 9 exons. The record is from RefSeq and is marked validated. Gene Ontology annotation, cellular component: plasma membrane. Lineage: Eukaryota; Metazoa; Chordata; Mammalia; Rodentia; Muridae.
GGACAGACAUUUGUCAGACUGGCCCAAGAGAACAGCUACGAACAUUGCCUGGACUCACCAUGAUCGCCAUGCUCACAGUGCUGCUAUACCUUGGUGAGCUCUUAUUCUGGAACCCAGGACUGCAGUACAGGCAGGACACCUCCCAAAACCCAUCAUCUGGGCUGAGCCAGGCUCUGUGAUCGCUGCGUAUACAUCUGUGAUUAUCUGGUGUUGGGGUUCCUGGGAGGCCCAGUAUUAUUAUCUGGAUAAAGAGAAAAGUGUAAAUCCUUGGGACACUGAAGUCCCUCUGGAAAACAGGAAUAAGACCAAGUUCAAAAUUCGAUUUAUGACAGCCUCAUAUGCAGGCAUAUAUAACUGUUACUAUAAGAGUGCUGCUGGCUUCUCAGAGCACAGUGAUGCCAUGGAGCUGGUGAUGACAGGAGCAUAUGAAAAUCCCAGCCUGUCAGUCUAUCCCAGCUCUAAUGUGACCUCUGGAGUUUCCAUAUCCUUUAAGUGCAGCUCAUCCACACUAUUUGGCAGAUUCAUUCUGAUACAGGAAGGAAAGCAUGGCCUCUCGUGGACCCUGGACUCACAGCAUCAGGCCAAUCAGCCAACCCAUGCUACUUUUGUUCUGGAUGCUGUUGCUCCCAACCACAAUGGAACAUUCAGAUGCUAUGGCUUCUUUAGAAAUGAACCACAGGUGUGGUCAAAACCAAGUAACUCCCUAGACCUCAUGAUCUCAGAAACCAAGGAACAGUCCUGUACACCCACUGAAGAUGGACUGGAAACAUACCAGAAGAUUUUGAUUGGAGUCCUGGUGUCAUUCCUCCUGCUUUUCUUCCUCCUGCUUUUUCUCAUCCUCAUCGGAUACCAGUGUCGUCACAAAAAUAAGGCUAAUGCUUCUGUGAAGAACACACAAUCUGAGGACAAUGCAGAGCUGAACAGUUGGAACCCACAAAAUGAAGACCCCCCCAGGGAAUUGUGUACGCCCAGGUAAAAUCCUCCAGGCUUCGGAAGGACACUGCAUGCAAAGAGACCCAGGAUGUAACCUAUGCCCAGUUGUGCAUCAGGACACAGGAACAGAACAACAGCUGAAACCAGCAAGCAGCCAACACAGAAAGAAGACCCAGACCCCACAUUCCAUGAAUGAAAACUAGGGAUUUUCUGGUAUUUGAUCCCAGUGGACUCUAUUUAAUUAAUUCAGGCCAUCAUGAAUACCUCAUGUGUUAUCAGAAGCUUCUCAGAAUUUUGGGAGUAUACUUUAUUCUUUGUUCAGAGAUAACAAAUGUCCUUACAUUUUGUAAAUAAAGCCAAAUCCUCCUCAAUAAACAAGUCAUCUAAUGAGAAACAAAUGAAAUGAGAUAUUGCGAAUUGAAUGACUGUAACUAGGGCACACUAAUCAAUGAAAAUUGAAUUUUUAAAACCAAGAAUAAAUGUAUAAGCAAAGAAAA